Arachis stenosperma is the source of this 759-nucleotide messenger RNA. RefSeq lists its product as uncharacterized. The transcript has a single exon. The coding region runs from base 1 to 759 and encodes 252 amino acids. Lineage: Eukaryota; Viridiplantae; Streptophyta; Magnoliopsida; Fabales; Fabaceae. The record is from RefSeq and is a predicted model, not a curated record.
AUGAGCCUUUAUGAUGGAAUGACCGACCCGAAGCACCAUUUAAGCAAUUUCAAAAGCCAGAUGUUUUUGGUCGAUGCCUCAGAUGUGACCCAUUGCAAAGCCUUCCCAACAACCCUUACCAAGUCGGCCAUGAAGUGGUUUGAUAGUCUGUCACCUAGGUCGGUCACCACCUUCGACGACCUCGCCAGAAAAUUCCUCACCCGAUUCUCAAUUCAAAAAGACAAGGUCAAACAUGCGUCUAGUUUGCUAGAAGUCAAACAAGAGAUUGGAGAAUCCCUCAGAGAUUACGUGGAGAGAUUCAACAAGGCGUGCCUGGAUAUCCAAAAUUUUUCUACCGAAGCAGUAAUAAUGGGGUUGGUCAAUGGUCUCCGAGAAGGGCUUUUCUCCCACUCUAUCUCAAAGAGCUAUCCGACCUCUUUAAAUGAAGUACAAGAGCUAGUCGAGAAGUACAUCAAUAUAGAAGAGAAUGCCAGGUUACGAGAACCUAAUUUUCGACAAACACAUCCUUAUCAAACUCGAGAAAAGGAGAAAGAGCCUAAAAAGAAGGAAGAAUACAACUCGGAGAAAUCAAGGAGUUACCACAAUUACACCCUGCUACGAGUUUCCCUUGUGGAUGUUUAUAGGGAAAUUUGUCAUACCGAGAAGCUUCCCCCUCCUCGUCCAAUUAAAAAUAAAAAGGGUGGAAGUUGUACUGAAUAUUGUGAGUACCAUAAUCUGUACGGACAUUCCACAAAUGAUUGUUAUGACCUAAAAAUGUGA